Vollenhovia emeryi is the source of this 2339-nucleotide messenger RNA. Its product is annotated as platelet glycoprotein V. Lineage: Eukaryota; Metazoa; Arthropoda; Insecta; Hymenoptera; Formicidae. Gene Ontology annotation, molecular function: protein binding. The record is from RefSeq and is a predicted model, not a curated record. The coding region runs from base 279 to 2204 and encodes 641 amino acids. The transcript has 5 exons.
AAAAGAAGAAAAGCGUACGUGGAGGCAGGAGUAAAUUAGGAGUCGCUCAAGUCACGCCUUACGCGCGAAACCAAGAUGGCAUAUAAACAUUAUGUAGAAUUAAUAAUAGCGAGUAGAGCGUGUGGGCUGGCAGAUAGAAGGCAUCCUGCUGAUAGGAGACACAUCAAAGCAUAUAGAUAACAGUUAACAAAAUCAAGUUUCCUUCGGGCCAGUGUGCUGCUGCUGGUCCUAAGCAUCGUACUCCUGCGUCUCGAAAUCGCACCGGAAAGUGAAACAACAUGACAUUCGCUCUCUUGUUUCUCGUCGCCCUGUCUUUGGAUCAGUAUACGGGACAAAUUGUCGAUAUCGGUGAUGUGUGGGAGAUCAGAUGCCCGCAGGGAUGCACCUGCGAGAUCCAAAGGUACUCCGAUCUGUCCUUGCAUCAGUGGGCUGGCACGAACCGGGAUAAUGAUCAGGACGUGCCCUCCGACGACGUUGAUUUUAACAUCAACGACAAUCCAAUGGCUCAUGAAUUGCUGAAGAUCGCGACGUGCGUGAUUGUUGACAACCCCGAGGAACUUCUGGCUAAGCUUCCUCCGGAUAUACAGGUCACACGAGAAGCAGAUAUACUUUCGUACGUCCGUAUAUAUCCCUUGUAUGAACUUAUCUUGGCGUUUCAUCAGGUACUGACGUUGCUCGAAUCCGGCAGCGGGGACGUCGAUAUCCUUCUGCAAGCUAAUACGUUUCAACAAUUCGCCGAGCUGAUGUCGCUGGACAUUCAAGGGAUAGAUUACAGUGAUCCCUCCAUGAAGGAGGCGAAUAAUCGUACGGAUAAGGGCGGCAUUAUUCUCGCGUCCGACGCGAUGUAUCCCCUGGGAUCUACUUUACUGUACCUAAAUCUGGAGCGUGUUAAAUUGUCCAACUUGAACUUGCCGAACAAGGACAAGGCGAAUCUAGUGAUCAAGCCGGUGAACUCGCAGGAAACGGAAGCGGCCGACGAAAACCAGGUGCCUGUGGGCAACAGCAGCCAGCACAAGGGUCACAGGCUUAUCUUUCUAAGUCAGCAGAACAGCGAGGACAAGGAGAUACUGCCGUACGAUCUCUACAAGCAAGAGCUGGAGGGCUACAGGGAAAACGUUGAGCUGCUCGCCGCGCUCGGCGCGCUGACGCAUUUACGGGUGUACGAUUGCGCCCUGAAAGAUAUAUCUUGGCACAUGUUCGACGGCCUCAACAGCCUCCUAUAUCUCUCGCUGGAAAAGAACAGCUUGAAGUUCAUCCCCGAAUUCUGCUUUUACGGCACGCCGAACUUGAGAUUGCUCUCGCUGGCGAGCAACGAAUUAUUGACGCUGAAAAGCGUGGACCUGGCGGGGCUGCUUACGCUAGAACAUCUGGACUUGAGACAAAAUAAUCUAACGUUCCUGUCGGAGCUGUCGUUUCCGCCUUUCCCGGCGCUCGUAAGCGCCGACUUCACGGACAACCCUCUGGAUUCCAUUUUUCCCAGUACCUUCGAGAUCAUGAAUACGACAAUAAAAUUAUAUCUCGGAAGUGUGACAUCGAAACUGAAGCUGCAGAAGAACUCGCUGCUGGGUCUACGUCGAGCCGAGAUAUUACAUCUGUACAAUCUAGAGAUGCCUGUAUUAGAACGUUUCACCUUGCAAGGACUGCCGUCGUUGCUGUACCUUAAGAUGCGAGGAAACGUCUCGAGCAUCGACUUCGACGCGUUUGUCGACCUCACUAACUUGUUGGAUCUCGAUCUAAGUCACUGUCACGUUCAGCGAAUCUCUAUGGAUGCCUUCUACGGUUUGGAGAACGUUAGGAGAAUCGACCUGUCGGACAACGAUCUUGAAGCCAUACCGCCUGGCUUGUUCACCGCUCAACAGCAGAAGGAGCUGAGGGAAAUUGUACUUACGGGAAACAAAUUAACUUCGCUACCGUUAGAUUUCUUUAGAAAUUUGAAGUCGCCGAAUAAACCAACGCGCGUACAAAAUAUAAGAUUGGAUGACAAUCCUUGGGAUUGCGCUUGCGGCAUGGUCAGCUGGAAUCCCAAUCUGGUGAACAGAAACAAGGAAACUGCGCCACGCUGCUCGACGCCAAGACGAUUACAGAAUUGGGGAGUCUUUUAUGCGUUGCGCAAGGGUGGCUUGCAAUGCAGGAACCCGAAGAAGCGGUACCUACGAAAGUCUCUGAAGACGAGAAGCUUCGACGAGGAUAACGAUAUCAGUUAGCCAAUCUCCCUUCUCGAAUUGUAUGUAUAUGCUGGUACACACGGAGGAUCGCGAGACGAAUAUAUAAAAAUUUUUUAUAACACGUUCGCUUUUUUCUAAAAUACAUCUCUGAACCUUCGCUUCACAUGGCAAGAA